Molecule: messenger RNA, 555 nt
Organism: Cordyceps fumosorosea ARSEF 2679
Lineage: Eukaryota; Fungi; Ascomycota; Sordariomycetes; Hypocreales; Cordycipitaceae
Exons: 1
Coding region: 1-555 (184 amino acids)
Source: RefSeq, a predicted model, not a curated record
AUGUAUUUUCCGUCCGCAACUUUCCUCUUGGCCGUGUUCAUGGCGUCAUCGAGCGUUGCAUGGGCAAGGACCCCAACCAAGACGCCGAGUGCAGCCGCCGCCAGCGCCACCGCCGCCGCCACGUCGAGCGUGGAAGCGAUGCUGAUCCAUCCAGAGUGCUACACCUCUGGUCCACUACUGAGAGUCGGUGAUGGAGGCGGCGGUAGCGAAGAUGCGCAGAUUCGUCACUUUUGCGCGUCUAACGGGGACAAGGCGCUGGGAGUAUCGCAGACGCAUGGUCUCCUCGAGAGCAAGCCUGGCGACGGCCGCCUACGCCUACGUAUUCACCUCGACGGUGUUCACCGUGGCGACAAUACCUCGUCUCCCUGGGCCGGAUACUACGUCGGCGGCGCAGGCGACGGCGACGUGCAGGUCGAGUAUUGCGUCGCGGCCUUUGCGGCGGUCAUUGUCAGCUGCACAGGCCGAAACAAUACCGGUGGCUCGGGCGUGGACGCCCGCGACCUGAAGGGCGGGUCGGCCGUGCGCAAGUACUACGUGAACGCGUGGGGUGCUUGA